Messenger RNA from Zasmidium cellare ATCC 36951, 819 nucleotides. RefSeq lists its product as uncharacterized. The transcript has a single exon. Gene Ontology annotation, molecular function: translation initiation factor activity. The record is from RefSeq and is a predicted model, not a curated record. The coding region runs from base 1 to 819 and encodes 272 amino acids. Lineage: Eukaryota; Fungi; Ascomycota; Dothideomycetes; Mycosphaerellales; Mycosphaerellaceae. Gene Ontology annotation, cellular component: eukaryotic translation initiation factor 3 complex; cytoplasm.
AUGGCGCCCUCCAAGACCUCGUGGGACGACGAGGAAGAAGACAGCACCCCUCCAUCCUCCCCACCAGCCGUUGCCGUCCGACGAGGCAAGUUCGACGAUGAAGAAGACGAGGACGUCCUGGAAUCAUGGGACGCCGCCGAGGACAGCGAGGAAGAGCGCGAGAAGGCAAAGAACGCGGCCGAGGCCAAGGCCAAGGCUGACGCAGCCGCAAAGGCGGCCCACAAGAGCAAGUCCGAGCGACUAGAGGAGAUUCGCGAGCAGCGGCGCCGGCAGAAGGCUGUAGAGGAUGACGAAGAGGAGAGCGGAGAUGAGGAUGAGGCCGACAAGAGGGCAAGACUACGGGCGUCUGAGAAGGAAAGCGACUUGCAGCACGCCGAGGACUUGUUCGGCGGCGUGGGUGGUGUGCCUGCAAGCCGUAGCGCUCCCAAAGCCAUCACCGUGCAGGAAGGCGACGACCCGAACGACGCCAUCGACCUCUCUAAACUCAAGAUCUUCAACCCUACCAAUGCCAAGGACUUUAACAAGCUGCGAGAGGUGUUGGUGCCUCUGCUGAACCAGAACGGCAAGAAGGCACACUACGAGCUGUUCAUGAAGGAGUUCACGAAGCAGAUAGUAAAAGAUUUGAACAGCCAGCAGGUCAAGAACGUCGCAAGCGUCUUGACGACGAUCAGCAACGAGAAGAUGAGGGAGGAGAAGGCCGCAGAGAAGGGCGGCAAGAAGUCCAAGGCUGCCAAGACCAAGACCACCCUCAAUGCGAACAAGAACCUGGCACGCGACGCAGACACGGCGGCAUACGAUGAUGAUGGUCUCGACGAGUAA